UGAUAAUAAUAUGAUUUAUGUCACAGCAACAGUCACAAAUUAAAAGUUAUCGUCUAUAGAGGCUAACAUAAAUUUCAAUUAACGAAUAAGAUUAUGUUUUGGAAACUCAUGUCAUCGGCCACUGCAGUUGUGCUGUUCGCUGCAGUUACUGCUCACUCUCUUAUUACACCAUCUACAGAGCUUUUUUCCAGCACCUCGUCAACAACCCAUCCUUCCAUUAACUUUCUCAACACAGGAAAAUAUUUUACCAUAGAAAAUGUUAAGAAUGGCAGUCCGACAUGGUGUGCAAAUGUUCACCGUUCAAUUGAUGAAUUCCCAAGGGAUUUCUUCACUGAAGAACAAAGACUUCACGGAGCCGUUAUCGUUCACUUAAUUUUGUCAUUUUAUGGAUUCCUAUUUAUAACGUUUGUUUGUCAAGAUUACUUUCUACCAUCAGUGUUAUAUAUAUGUCUAGAUUUGGGACUUUCGCCGGACGUUGCUGGGGCGACAUUUAUGGCGGCUGCGACUUGCACGUCCGAACUUCUCGUCUCCACGAUUGGAACUUUUGUGACCAAGUCUGAUCUCGGUGUGGGCACAGUGGUGGGAAGCGGCGUAUAUAACACUCUGGGUGUGUCAGCGUGUGCGGGUCUGGCGGUCUGCAGUCGGCCGAUCACGAUAGAAAAAUGGCCGCUAAUCCGCGACAGCGGCGUGUACGUAACAUCCAUAGCCGUGCUGGCUGCCAUCGCUGUCGACAACGUCAUCAUUUGGUACGAGGCGCUGAUUAUGGUCACCAUGUUCUUUGGAUAUUUUGUCUUCUUGUUCGCGCAGAACAAGCUCGUUGCGAAAGUCGAAAAGUGGAAACACAAUAAUCGAAUUAUAUCAUUUUUUAAGCAUAUCAAACGAUUGCUAUGUUGUAGAAAAUUUACUUCUAUGGAAUCUCAAAAUGUCACAUUAUACAGAAGUGAUACACCUGCAAUACGUCAAUACGGAACAGUCGAACAUCAGCUGCAGGUGCAAGAUGACGAGCGAAUGUCAUCAAAAAUUACAUUUACUUCGUCCACGACAAUGUUUGGUGAAUGCGAUCAAUCAAAUGCAAAUGAACAAACUUAUUUACCUCGGCUGAAAUCAUCUUGGAGUAAUUUGCUACCGAUCAUCUGGUGGACAAUCUGCUUGCCGGUUAACCUUAUGUUGUGGGCCACGAUACCGAAUUGUCGAACAAAACGAACACUAUACCCUAUCACAUUUGUCGUGUCUAUUAUAUGGAUCAGCGUGAUAACGUACAUUUUAUCAUGGUUUUUAACGAUAUGUGGUGAUACGUUUCACGUCAGUGACGUUGUCAUGGGCAUAGGGGUUUUAGCAGUCGGCAGCAGCAUCCCUGAAGCUGUUUCGGGCAUAAUAAAUGCACAAAAUGGCGAAGGAUCCAUGAGUAUCAGCAGUGCACUUGGCUCCAAUACAAUGGAUAUAUUACUUUGUCUGGGUCUGCCAUGGUUAGUGAAGUGCACGCUGCCACCAUCGAUGAAUGGCAGACCUGUUACAUUGCAAACCGACACUUUGUUCUUUAAUUGCAUGUGUAUGAUCAUCAGCGUGGUCAUUCUCAAUGUGGCAGCCGCAAUCAGUGGUUACAAAAUGCACAAACCAUUUGGAAUUAUGUGCCUUGUCGGCCAGAUAGUUGUCAUAGCGGCGUUGAUAAUCAACGGACUGAACGUCGCUAAAAACGAUGGACGCGUACGGUGUAGCUGACAUAUUUUAAGUUAUUUGUUUUAUUUUACUGCUGAAUGCUGAUAGUAAACAACAAUACCUAUAAAAUAUGAAUUGAACUAUUUAAUAAGUUUAAUACUAUUAGUUUGAUCCGAACCAUAUACAAUCUUAAUAGUCUUUCUUUCUCAGUCGUAGAGAUAAGGGUGAUCUGAGGUUUACACUGGAAUGACUCGAAAUAUGCCAAUUGCCACCUCUCUUCAGCGACAAUUUUUCAAUUUUUUUUUUUAAUACGCAAACUUUUGUGGGGGUCACAAUUCCUUUGAAAUCUCAAUUUUCAGUUUAAAAACUGAAUCAGUUUUAAACUAUUGAUAACACAAAUAUAUAUCUUGUGUGAUUCAAAUAAUGUCACUAUUUUAAAAUUUGUACAUACACUUUAUGAAUUAUGAUACACACAAUGUUCGUUCUUUAUAUUAACUUUUUUUUUUAAAUUUACUCAUACAAAAUAAUACAAAUUUUGUCAUCAUGAAAAUCAUCAGUUAUUGUUUGUAAUAUAAUAUUCGUCUAUGCUUAAAAAUUAUAUCAGUAUUGUUACUACAAAUAAUUUAAUGAAUUUUAUAAGUUAUAUUGUACUUAAUUCAUUAAUUAACCAUGACAAUAAAUAUUGAUGUUAUGUUAGACUUUAAACUCUGAAUCUUUGAACUUUAAAGUGCUGUCUGCCUCAAUAGAUUCAUCUUAACCAAAUAGCAUAACCACUUUCUACAUAGUAAGCCAUGGUUUCACUGGUUCAUUCACAAGACAUUGCGUUUCAACGAUGAAUAUUGCUGAAAAUAUUUUAAGUUAAGUUCAAGAAGGCCAAGAAACUAAAUACCCGACAGGAAUACUAACGUAAAAACUAAAAAGUUAUGAUUUUGGUGAUUCUCUAACAAGAUUUUAUACAUUGAUGCUGAAUAUUUCUGUGAUGACGCCAGAAGUCGAG
Molecule: messenger RNA, 2653 nt
Organism: Aphis gossypii (cotton aphid)
Lineage: Eukaryota; Metazoa; Arthropoda; Insecta; Hemiptera; Aphididae
Product: sodium/potassium/calcium exchanger 2-like
Exons: 8
Coding region: 94-1719 (541 amino acids)
Biological process (GO): intracellular calcium ion homeostasis; calcium ion transmembrane transport
Cellular component (GO): membrane
Molecular function (GO): calcium, potassium:sodium antiporter activity; calcium channel activity
Source: RefSeq, a predicted model, not a curated record